Molecule: messenger RNA, 6259 nt
Organism: Paramuricea clavata
Lineage: Eukaryota; Metazoa; Cnidaria; Anthozoa; Malacalcyonacea; Plexauridae
Source: the annotation of a GenBank genome assembly
UAGUCGCUGUAUUCUGUGUGAUUGGUUACAUGGCUCACAAUGGGUUAGCCAAAGGUCGUUGGGCUUUCUUCAUAUUUGUCUGUGUCGUGGCCCUAUUGUUUGCUGUCUCUAUGCCCAUCAUAUUUCUGAAGAAAAUCCCACGAUCCUAUCCCACUUGGAAUUGGAAUAUUAUGGUGCGUUUAUAAAUUUUUAAUGAACGGCUGUUUUCAUGUCAAUAUCAGUCUCUAUUGAUUUCCUAUCGAAGUUUGCUGAUCAAAAACGUUGGGAAAUAUAAUUAAUAAUGAAGACCAUGCACCAACUCGCGUGGUCACGUACGAUUCAUUUUGCCACGUGUUCGCAUCAUGUGAACAUGCAGAUGUAUUUUAAACUGUGUUUAAAUGGAAAUUUUAUCCUUUAAUACUAUAUUAGUUGUUACAUACUUACAAUCACAGCCAAUUCAAAAAAGGUUAUCCUUUCCAAACCUUAACUACUCUAAACCUUAAACUCUAGGCGCGCAAAGCUUAACGGGAGCACAAGUUUCAAGCUUAGUAGUUGAAUAUUGCAGCUAUUUGUGAAUGAAUUUUUCUCGUAAGGAGAUAUUUACCAUGUCUCUAAGAAAUGGGCCCCAUGCAUAUAUGAUUUCUAAACUGAUUAAAUGAUGCUCCAUUAGGCUUUGCUCGCUUAAAAAACAUUUGGUCAAAAACGUGCAACUUCGGUAUGCUAUGACGGAAAAAUUUCUUCCCCCCUUCCGCCAACAUUUCCGGGAAAAAUUUUUAGGUGCCCUUUUCAAUAUCCGAAAGGGCCUCUGGAAGCCGGUGCCCACCCCCCCCCCCCCCCCCAUUCUUUUGAUGCUUCCUACGCCCUUGUGUAUUGCUGAAGGGAUUUGUAAGUGUGAAAAGUUCGAGAGAUGGACAGUUAGCUCCGACUUUAAAUCCUUUCAACAAUUAGUUGUAUAUACCGAGUGAGAUGCCUCAAAUCCUUAAAAAUGUAUUUCUAUCCUCUAGCUGUCAAUUCCAGCAAUAAUUCUUGCCUUAUUUCUUUUGGCCUCUUCGAUUGUGAUAUCCGUUCAUAUUGAUAACGCUUGCUUGGAUUUCUGCGCUUUGGCCACCGUAGCAGCAGUAAGUAAAUUCGUAAGAUUCAUGUGAAGUAUAAUGAUGAUAAAUUGUCAACCACGGGACGAGAAUGAAUUAGUUUAGUAGGUAAUAUAAGUAAGCGUAAUACUUGAUUUAAUCGAUCACUGAAAAGCCCCGGACUGAGCUGAUAAUCAUAAUCAGUAUAGGUAGCUACAAUGGACCUUUCCUCUUAUAACUAAAAUUUCGAUCUAGACAAAAAUUUCAUCACAGCUUGAAAGAGCAUCACAAAAUUAGUAAUAUUCGAUUCCAAAGUUUUGUUGCAAAAUCUUGUAAAAUGCGGAUAAUAUAGCCUUGCGAAGUUUGCCGUUUUUCAGUCAUUUUGUAUUACAAACGGGAAAUUGACAUCCGAUUCGGGUGUUGGGGCUGCAAUUUCCCGUUUGUAAUGCAAAAUGACUGAAAAUUGCAAACUUCUCAAGGCUCUAUUUUCCACAACAUUUCGCAACGAAACAUUGGAAUAUUACUAAUUUUGUGAUGCUCUUUCAAGCUGUGAUGAAAUAUUUGUCUAGACUUGCCUAGAUCAAAAUUUUGGUUAUAAGGGGAAAGGUCUAUUGUUCCAAGACUCUCUCUGUCGUCCUGGUCCCACUAGAUCAGUGCACCUAACACGAUGAAAGAUACAAAGAGAAAAUCUUGGAGCAAUUCUAGUUAGUAGUACACACGCAAAACAUCUUGUAGCAAGACUGCCAACAAGCCGUCAACAAGUUGUGUUCGCACUGCUUGUCCCAAGCAGUGGCGUAGCGGAGGAAGAGGGGCCCUUAGGCAUAUUUGGUGUGGGGUCCCUGUUGACUGUUGUCAUUGUUUGACUGAGAUAUUAUAUUUAUAUCAGUGAAUGUUUAUAGAAUGUCCUGGAAAAUUCCAUGUCUUAAUAAUGACUAUAACAUAACAAUAACAGUCUCCAACACAUGUAACAACUAAUAAGAAUAACGUUUGUUUUAUUUGAGAUGGAAUAACAAAAUCAGCUACCGUUGUCGAUGUACUAUUUAAAACACGAGUAGGAGUGUUUUAUCAGAUAUAUAACGCGAGGCGCAGCCGAGCGUUAUAUAUCUGAUAAAACACGACAACGAUUGUUUUGAAUAGCUUAAAAUACGAAUACAAAAGAAUACUAAUUAGGAUGAACCAUUAUAUAAUCAUACUAAUGAGGAUGAACCAUUAUAUAAUGCCUCAUGCUCUAUCAGAUAUAAAGUCAUUCCACGUGACAUAUUAUGGCUGACAUGAUUUGCCAAAAGGUUUAUGAAUUAUUAAUGAGUAUUUUAAGGAGGUUUAAUUCUUUAGCAUUAUUAAUUUUACAUUUUCCCAUUGAUUCUUAACUAAUUGCAUUUUUACGUUUUCUAAUUUUCUGGGCGAUAGGCCGUGGCUGAUGGGGGUCCUAACUGUCGGGGGCCCUUAGUUUUUGAACUUACCCUACCUAAUGAGCGUUACACCACUGGUCCAAGUUGUCAACAAGUUUGGAACAAGCUGGUAACAACUUGUAACAACCUUGUUGAUAUUAUCAGACUUGUUGUUCCAACAAGUUCGAUACAGUCAUGAUAUAACAAUAUUGUUACAACCUUAUGUCGUCAACCUUGUAACAUUCUUGUUAUAUCAUAACUGUAUCAGACUUGUUAGAACAACCUUGCAACAAGUCUGAUAAUGCCAUCAAGCAUAUCAAACUUUCGCAAUACUAUCACGAACAUUUGAGUCAACUUGUGUCCAGUGCCCCGCGCACAGUGAAUGACGCGCAACAUGACACUUAAUAUAUGUAAACAAGAUGGCGCAAAGACCUAAGCGAGCUUUGUCUCAGCCCUGGUGUCAGCCGAUACUUUUUCCCGAAGAGUACAGUGAUUACACUCCGAGGCCUUCGACCAAAUUCUCCAAAAAGUCCGCAAAGGAUAAUAAUCUUAAUUAACAAAUCCAGCUUAUCAGUUUCAAGUUCAUUAUAGUAUAUAGUUACACUAUAUGACGAGUUUUUCCAUGUAUUUAAAAGCCGUUUGACCGGGUUUCCACCUUUAGCACGUUUGAAAGCAGCGUGAAGAGAAAUGAUAGUUUGACCUGAAUGCUUGAACUAAGCGUCUGCUAAGCGUGACACUCCGUAUGCCACUAUUCAGAAGCAUGUUUAAUAUUGACAAUAAAUGAAGAUGAAGAGGCAUACGAAACGUUUGGCCUUCCUGAAUAUUGUCGCUUGUAUUCUGUUGACAAUUUGUAAGUCAAGAAACCGCACGGUAUAAAUCAGAAAGAUACAAAUUAGUAAACAGAAUUUCCCAAAACCUCAAUUAAUAAAGACUACUGUACAACUCACUUGCUUAUUUGGUGCACAAACGAAGGCAGAGACUGACUCUGAAUCAGAGUUUCCCCUUCUAUAUCAUCGGCUGCAGCAACAACCACUUGAAUACAUAAUGAGCAGCCAAACCAUAUUCAAACCCACAUCUUUGCGCACAUUUUGCCCUUCCGAAAUCUUCGAAAAUAUGCAUAAAUUUACUAUCAAAAUACGCGGAAUUUUACGAAGAUUCAUAAUCUGGCGCUACCUUAGAGCAUAGACCUGCGCAGUACGUUCUAGAGCCAGUUUUCUUCGAUAGACCGCGCGCGCGGCUCGUUUCUCUAUAUAGAUUUUGACAAUUCGCGCAUAUUUGAGCGAAAAGUGCCCUACGAAAUAAGAAUUAUUUUCAAACGAAAGUUCAUUCAAAAUGUGUCCCAGAACAUAAACUUUCCAUUACUAGAGCUACCUAAUCACGAAUGUAAGAGUACAAGAAGCGCAGGCGAAAAAACAUCAAAUUUUGCGGCAAAUUUGUAUUGCAAAAGUUGGAAAUAUGACACGCGAAAUAUGAGUAGACUUUUUAUUAACACUAAGUUUGAUAUGCUUGUUACAAGUUGUUAAUAGCUUGUUCCAAACUUGUUACAACAACUGGGAACAAGCAGUGCGAACACAACUUGUUGACAGCUUCUGAACAGAUUUGUAACAACUUGUUUGCAGACUUGUAACAACUUGUGCGUUUUUACGUGUGUAGGUGGCUAAUUUAAUCAGGCUUCCGGUUUAGUGCACAUGAAGGGCAUGUUAAAGUUGAUAUAAAAUUGAUUGAAGCCCACCUACUAGCCUUCAGUUUCACGAAGGCCAAUGGUCAACUCUAAAAGGAAAGAUGGUUAUCAAAUUGAUUAAAUUGUUUAUUACUAUUUAGUUUAAUUACAUGGGUGAUUAUUGAAAAUUCUCCACGCUGAUUGGUUACCGUUGAGGUGAUUAUUACGCGAUAAUCACCUAAUCGAUUUUCAAAAUGGCGGCCGAAGCCGUUUUGUCAAUUAAAAGACGAAGAAAUGUGCAUUUUUUUAUUUUUUUCCAAAUAAUCACCUAUGAAAUUAUACUAAAACAAUUAUUCACCUCAGGCUCGGUGAUUAUCGUGAAUAAAAACCUCGACUUCGUCUCGGUUUUUAUUCACCGAUAAUCACCUCGCCUUCGGCGAAUAAUCGUUAAAUAUAGCUAUAAGUUUCUUUCUAGUAUUCGGUGGCAAAUGCAUGAGAUGGACAUAUCUAGUAUCACUUGCUUUAAUUUUCUUGCCUUCAUAAGUGUCAAUUAUAGAUUUCAAAUUGAUCUGACUGUGCAUGUAAUUGGAUGGCCUGUAUAUUAUGAAAAUCGUAUAUGAUACGUGCACUGUUAGGGACCGGUCAUUAUUUAUGGUGGGGGGUGGCACCGAAGAGAAAUGUUUUUCGUGGCAAAAACUCUUGCUGACCCAACCAUUAAAAAAUCAAAAAUUUGUUUACCCAACCUCAGAUAUCAUUUAAAAAAUAAAUACCCACCCCUGGCCAAAAACGUUACAAAAGGAUGUCAUUCAGUUGUCACACAUGUCCUUUACCACUUCUGUGAUACGUUUGAUAACGUUCGGCUUGUGAAAUUUACUGACUUUUCUGCAGUCUAAAGUUUCAUGUUGUCUGCACAUUUACUUUCCUUGGAGACACCAUUUGUCUCCCAACAAAUCGGAAAAUGACCAAGAUAGUGACUCUGAUUGAUUCACAUAUUGUAUUGACAUAUGACUGUUGACAUUGAAGUUUUCAGUCUUCAAUAUUUGAGUGAGUCAUGCUUUGGAAAUGACAAUAAAUUUUUAUUACCCAACCUUUGAGUUGUUUUGUUUUUCAUUUACCCAACCUUUUUCUCACUCAAAAUUUUGUUUACCCAACCCUUUUCUCUUCGGUGCCACCCCCACCAUAAAUAAUGACCGCUCCCUUAGUAGCAAUUAAUCCAAUUAUAUGCCCAUCAUGGCGGUGCUUUUAUUUACUUCAGGUGUUCGCGUUUUUCUUAACCUUGGUGUUCCUGUUGGAGUCGUUGAUUUUAUUCAAGAAGGCCGUGAAGGAUGAGAAAUCACGACGUGAAUCUGCCAUUGUGAAUAACAUGGAGACACAAACUGACAUAGAGACGUCAACGUCACAGUUAUGAGAAAAUCGAACUGUUUAAAUACACCCUUCCGGAAAGUGCCGAGCCUUGGCUAUAGAGCCUCGUUUUCAGGAUUGAGAUCUCGGUUUGAGACGGCCCUUUUUCUCGUUAUAUACAGCUAUUUCAAUUAAGGUUGUCCACGAGCAAAGCGGAAAAGCUGAAUACGAGCGCGAAAGGCUGCUGGGAAUCGCUAACAAAUUAAUGAAUUUUCAAAGAGAUUCCCAGCAGCCUUUCGCGCUCGUAAUCGACCGUUUUCCGCUUUGCUCGUGGACAACCUUAAUUGAAAUCAUACCUAAUUUUAGUGUGCAGUGAUAACCAAUUUGUGCAGUGAUAAAAGUAAAAUGUGCAGUGAUAAAAUGUAAAAUGUGCAGUGAUAAAAUUUGCUUUGAUAAGUUGUUAAUUAACACAAGAGAAUGAUUUAAUUGAAAUUGAAAUGAUGACUGCCAAAUUAUCGAAUGAAAUAAUAGUAUAUGUUUUUUGUACGCAAAUCAUGAGAUUCAGGCAAUUUUUAGUUAAUAUCUGGCUUUUGGUAUGUCCGGAAAAAAUUUUUGACCCUUAAAAUGGUACACUGACCAAAAUUUUUUUGGCGACGGGGGGGAGGGUCGCCAAAAAUUUCCGAAUAUUCGGAAAUUUUCUUAGUCAUUCGGAAAUUUUUGGCAUAAAAUGUGCAGCGAUAAAAAAUUCUUAAAAUUAGGUAUGAUUGAAAUAGCUGCAUACAGAUGACACAUUUCCGAAAUCAUACAGUUACAUUAAAAAA